Messenger RNA from Cuscuta campestris, 1842 nucleotides. Lineage: Eukaryota; Viridiplantae; Streptophyta; Magnoliopsida; Solanales; Convolvulaceae. The record is from the annotation of a GenBank genome assembly.
ACAUAAUCGCUUCCAUGUGUAUUUCUCAAUGGCCAGCUUGAUGUACUGUUCAAAUGCUAUAUCCUAAAAAAUCACUAUUUGCAUAUUCUUCCAGAAUUUCCGAUUUCCUUGUGACUCAUCUCUGAGUGAUAUUGCAACGGGAAUCUCUUCAAUGGAUCUUUUAGUCUCAAGAGGCCAAUAAAAUUUCUUUAUUACAUUUUCUUUGUAAUGGAUGCAAGAAGAGAGACAUAUGGAUUAACAACAAUUACUUAUUCAGCAAUGGCAGAAGGAAGUCUAUCAUAUUUUAUCAGUUACUCCUACAGUAUUUGAAGGGCUCUUUGAAAGAUGAAAACCUUAAAUAAUGGGUCAUCUAUGUCUAUGUAUUACUUGAGAAUUGAGAGCCUAGUCUCUUCAGCAUCUUUGCUAUUUCCGAGAAGGCACUCUAAUUUCAUUAUUAUGUUACUCAUGUAUUUCAUUUUAAUGGUAAGCUGUGCUUUAUCGUUGAAUUAUUGCUCGUUUCCUGUUUGUUGGGGUUUACUGUACUAAUAUUAUAAAGUUCCAUUAUCUAUGUUGCUUGAUGUCUCGAACAUGCUUUUGCAUCGUCAUUUCAGGUAGGCGAGACUAUCAGGGACGUGAUCUUAGAGAAAAGCUUAAUAGGAGAUAUUCUCCACCACGUAGAUACCCUCUUAGACGAGAUAUAAGUGGACGACAUGCAUCCCGUGGUGACAGUCCAUCGGGAUCUCUGGAGAAGAGUGAUAGAAGACGCCGAAAGAGGCAGCAACCAGAUGGCCAGAGUGACUUAUCUGAAAGUCUGCAAACAUCAAAUGAGACCCAAUAUCGCUUGAAAGAGAAGAAGUGUGUCUCUUAUGAUUCCAAGCACACUCUUAAGAUAAGGCAGUUGCAAUCUGAAAUCAAGAAGCUCGAUGACCGCAAAAAAGGAUUAGAGGUCUACCUGGAAGAUAGAACUCUAGAGGCAGAAAAACUGGCCUUGAGAGUUGAAGAGCUUGAAGUGCAGUUGUUCAAAGAAAAAGAUGAAUGUAAAAGGAUAUCAUCCAGGAUUAAGAAGUUCAUUGAAGCACAUAAGCACCUCUCUCGUUUACAUGAUGAAGUUAAGAGGUCAGAUGCUCAACUUCGAAAACUUGGUGAAAAACUUUUCUCAAGUGCUAGUGCAAGCGGGGAUGAUUUAAGCAUGAACAUAGUAAUUGAUGGAGAAGCUGUUGCUUCCCCCAUCAUCUAUGGUGAGAUGAGAAAGAAGAUGUCUCCGCGUAAGAAAAGGUCACGAAUGAACCCAGAAGAUGGGGAGGCACCAGGUCAAGGUAAUCCAUCAGAAGGAGCUUAUGCAGAAAUGAUAAGCUUGGAAAAUAAUCAUUCUCGAAGAAAUGUGCUUCAGAUUCAAUCUAGUAAUGACAAAAAAGUGAAGGCAGAUAUCAUUAGAACAAGCGGUUUUCAGGAUGCUGAGGGUGAAGACAGGCCUGUAAGAGGGGAAGAUUGUUCUACCAACAUUGCAUUGGUGGAAAAGGUGCUUCAUAUCCUUUAUCUUCCCAUUAGCUUACACCUUUGGGUUAUAGUUUUUAUCCCCAAAAAAGAAAUGGUACAUAAUAAGGAUUGUAGUGAGGGCAUACAGUUUCAUUAAAUUUGCAUGUUAUCUUUAAGCUAUUAUGAACUCCGUUCUCUCAUAACAUUGGUGAAUUAUUGCUUUUGUCGGUGUUACUACAACUGCAAUAAACCCAGUAGAAACUCACUAAGAGCAUGUUUUGGUCUGGUAUGGUGUGAUUCUAAUAAGAAUAAGUAAUAAGUUUGGAAGAAUAUGCCCUAAGUGGGGUCCGGAGAGAGUGAGUGUAUGCAAAUCUUACCCCUUCCGGG